Penicillium angulare is the source of this 753-nucleotide messenger RNA. RefSeq names its product SH3 domain-containing protein. The record is from RefSeq and is a predicted model, not a curated record. Bases 1 to 753 code for a protein of 250 amino acids. NCBI's taxonomy places the organism in Eukaryota, Fungi, Ascomycota, Eurotiomycetes, Eurotiales, Aspergillaceae. Gene Ontology annotation, biological process: protein transport to vacuole involved in ubiquitin-dependent protein catabolic process via the multivesicular body sorting pathway. Gene Ontology annotation, cellular component: ESCRT-0 complex. Gene Ontology annotation, molecular function: protein binding. The transcript is spliced from 4 exons.
AUGGCGAGCGACUUCUCUUCUGCCAUGACCACCCGGUCGCUCCGCAUGGUCCGAACCGAACUGGAAUUUCUCGCCGAUUCCUCUGUCAUCACACGCCGUCAGCUGAACUCCAUACUCUCACAACUGCCCGAUGAAUCUGAGGCUCGUCCAAUCUCCAGGAACCAGCAGGCCACGCCAGUGUCACCAGCGCCCGUGCCCCUGCCAGAACCUGUCCAGGCACAGCCUCCCCCAGCUCCAUACUCGCCUCCCGUGUCGCAGAUGCACAAUAUCUCAUUCAAUGAGAAAGCCCCAGUGCACAACCAAUAUGCCUCUCCACCCCCUCAGAUGCCACCGCCAGCCUACCCUCAAGUCCCUCCCAUCCUAUCUGUCGCCUCAGCCCUCUACGCAUACACACCGACGGACGCUGGAGAUCUUGCGUUGCAGCCGAAUGACCGCAUUCAAGUGACCGAGCACAUGAACGACGAUUGGUGGCGCGGUCGCAACGAACGCACCGGCCUAGAGGGUAUUUUCCCUCGGAGCUAUGUGAAUCUUAUUAAUGAAAAGGGCUCUGUCGUGUCUCCUCCACCAACCAACUACGGAAAUAUGCCCCUCGAGGUCAGCCAGGGUGGACCGUCAGCACCAGAUUCAAAUGAUCCGAACCAGAAGAACAAGCUCGAGCAGGGUGGUAAGAAGUUCGGCAAGAAGUUAGGAAAUGCUGCAAUCUUCGGUGCUGGUGCAACGGUUGGUUCCAAUAUCGUGAACAGUAUUUUCUAA